AAGCCAGCAUCACCAACACACAGCACACAACGCUCAUAGCAAUUCCUGCCUGUUUCUUCCCGCAGGCAAAAGGGAAAAUCAACUCUCUUUCACCACAGUUUUCAAGUGGAAUGUUAAGACCACAACUUAAUUAGCACUAGAGAGUAGCAGAAAAGAGAGAGAGAUAGAGAGAUGGGGAGAGCUCCUUGCUGUGAUAAAGCCAACGUGAAGAGAGGGCCAUGGUCGCCUGAAGAAGAUGCAAAGCUUAAGGACUUCAUUCACAAGUAUGGCACUGGUGGGAACUGGAUUGCUCUCCCUCACAAAGCUGGGCUAAGGAGAUGUGGGAAGAGUUGCAGGCUGAGAUGGCUGAAUUAUCUGAGGCCAAACAUAAAGCAUGGUGAAUUCUCUGAUGAAGAAGAUAGAGUCAUCUGCACUUUAUAUGCUUCUAUUGGCAGCAGGUGGUCAAUAAUAGCAGCCCAGUUACCAGGAAGGACUGAUAAUGAUAUCAAGAACUACUGGAACACCAAGCUGAAGAAGAAAGUGAUGGCAAUGAUGCUCAUUAACAACAACCCUUCUUCUUCUUCUUCAUUAUCAUCAUCAAGGUCAUCUCCAAUGGUGUUUUCCUCUUCUUCUUCAUCCUCUAUUGCCCCUCCUCAUCUCCUCCACCCACAACAACUCUCAUUUUCUGGGCUUGAUGAACACCAGUCCCUCUCUGCAGCCCAGAACCCAUAUUUCUUGUAUGAUAAUAACAAUAAUGGCAGUGAUUAUCAGUCCUAUCCCUACAAUUUUCAAACCCAAGAUCAGGGUUUCUCCAAUCUCAUGCAAUUUGGUGGUGAAAGUAGCAAUAAUAAUAAUUUGCUCAUGUUUGGUGGGACUGAGGCCAGUGGCUCCUCAUCUGAUGGUAUUUGCAGCUAUGGAAGCAAACCAGAAAUCAAGCAAGAAGCUGAUGAUCAUCCCCUACUAGGGGCCACAUGUUUCCAAUCCACAAAUGCCCAUUCUUGGGACAACAACAAUGGAGGGUUUGAUCAUCAUCAUCAAGACCAGAUGAAUAAUAAUACUGGGUAUUUUGCUGGGAACAAUGAUCUAGACAUUGUUAGGAAGCUAGUUAGCAGUAGUAGUUGUAAUGACAACAUUUGCAACAACAAUAACAGCAGGUUAAUGUUGUUUAAUGAUAUUAACAAGACAGAUGAGAGGGGGAUGUUGUACCAGUGCUACUACUACUGAUUGUACCUGUCAUAAAGAAGAAGAUUUGGAGGGGCGUGGGGGGUAUGGCUGAUUAUUCACUCAGAAGAUUUCUGAGAAGGGAUGGAAGAGAGCUUAGCUUCAUCAGUUUCUUGGGUUCUGCGUAUGUAUUCUGAUUCUGAUGGGAUUUGAAUUGAAUGAAUGAAUGAAUGAAAAUACUCCUCCUUUACUUUGACAGUA
This is a messenger RNA of Ipomoea triloba (trilobed morning glory), 1401 nucleotides long. Its product is annotated as transcription factor RAX2-like. The transcript has 3 exons. The record is from RefSeq and is a predicted model, not a curated record. The coding region runs from base 172 to 1203 and encodes 343 amino acids. NCBI's taxonomy places the organism in Eukaryota, Viridiplantae, Streptophyta, Magnoliopsida, Solanales, Convolvulaceae.